AUGGCUGCGGGCUCCGAUCCAUUGACUGCUGGCGCUGGCGCGGGAUCCUCCACUGCCGCCGCGGCGACCGCCACAUGGCUGAGAGCGGCCGUUGAACUCUACCGCCUCCUCGCCUCCGUCUAUUACGACGAAACCCAUGAGGCCGCUCAUGCUUCUCCUAUCGCAGAUAUUUAUGUCUACGCGCUGCAAGAGCGUUUGCUCGGCGCUACGUCGCAGCUCCCACAGGCUGCGUCGGGUGACGCCGACGACGACCUCACGCGUGCGUGCUGCAAGGUCGGGGCAGAGCUGUGUCUCAAGCUGGAGAGACUCAAUGCGUCCAGCCACAUCGUCGACGGACAUAUUGGCGGCGCGCAGCUUCGCGAUGAAUGGUGUGUAGAAGAUGUCGAUGCACUGGGAGCCCGGCUCGAUGAGUUGCAACCCUUCAUGUCAAUUCAUCAAUCCUCAUGCCUCGCCAGAGUCACGACGCGAGACCGCGACGACGCCAAGACGACGGAGAGAUCGCUCUCUCGCGACUUGCCUCCUGCUCUACACAAGGACGCCAACCCGGGAGACACCUCAUCCAACCCGUCUGCGAGCAACACCAAGGCUUCCAGCAAUGGUCGGAAGGACUUGUCCCAUCUACCUGCCGCCGUCGUCGAGGCUAUGAAGAAGCCUCGCCCGGUCCCGGCCAGCCUGCUCCACGACUUCAUCCUCGAGAGCCUCGCGUACAAGUCGAUGCACGACCGCGAAGAGGAAGUCGUGCAAGCACACCGCAAGACCUUUGAAUGGGUCUUUACCGACGACGCCAACCGUAGCAGCAGCAGCAUCACUACGGGGGCAAAGAGCGGGCUGUCGACCUGGUUCGCGCAGGACACGCUCGGUCCCAUCUACUGGAUCACCGGCAAGCCGGGCUCGGGCAAGUCGACGUUUAUGCGCUUUCUCUUCCACCACAAACGUACGGCUAGGAACCUGCAAGACUGGGCCGCGGGGUCUGCCGUGCAGACGGCUGGCUUCUUCUUUUGGACCAGCGGCUCGAGGGAGCAGCGCUCGCAGACUGGCCUGCUCCGCUCGCUGCUGCAUCAGCUCCUCAGCGACAACAUGGACCUCAUACCGAGCACUUUUCCGAUGCUCUGGGACAGGCUGCGCGGAAUGUCGACGAAGGAGCGCAUCCUCCUUACGCUGGACUGGUCGGUCGAGGAGCUCAUGAACGCUUUCCACCUUUUACUGGAUGCGGCACUGCCCGCGAAGAAGAUAUGUCUCUUCAUCGAUGGUCUGGAUGAGUUUGACGGUGAUCAUGAGACCAUCAUCAGCUUCUUCCGAGACCUGGGCCAGGGAAAGCACAGCGGUUCGAUCAAGAUGUGUCUCUCCUCACGGCCGUGGGCAGUCUUCGAGGAAGCCUUUGGCCACUCGGUGCCGCAUCUGAGGCUGCAAGACCUCACGUACGACGACAUGCACCGCUACACUAGAGACAGGCUGCGUGAGAGCGCGGCCAUCCAAAACUGUUUCGGGAACGACGUCGAUGUUGAGAAAACAUUCGUCAAGGAGGCGGUCGACCGAGCAGACGGCGUGUUUCUCUGGGUGCGGCUUGCGGCGAACGAAAUGGUAUCCCGCUUCACGACCUCCGACAGCUCGUCGGGCUUGUACGACAUGCUUCGUCAGCUGCCAUCGGAGCUGGACAAUCUAUUUGCAAAGUUACUGUUCGAGGACCAGACUGCGGCGGAGCUGUCCGAGACAGCUGUCAUAUUCGAGCUGAUGUGCGCUCGGGAGCUGGUCGCCGACUUUGUCCGCGACGACUCGGCCAACUCGCUUACAAUCUGGGAGCUUGCCUUUGCGCUGCGCGAGGACGACGACGAGCUGACUAUCCGUUUGGCCAUCGAGGAGGCAUCCGGCGACGUUAUCCGCGACAGGUGCAUCAACACGGUUCAGGCCAUAACCACAAGGUUCGCGAACCUGCUCGACCUACACUCGCCAGGCAGACAAGGGAACCCGCUCGUUCCACGCUCCCACAACCCCAAUCAGCUCGCUCGCGACAUACGGCGACUCCCCGCGCAGCGAGUAACCUACAUCCACCGCACAGUCCGCGACUGGCUCAUGGACGGCGCCAGCGUGCGCGCCCACCUCGCCGCCCACCUCCCAGCCGGCGGGUUCGACGCCCACCUCCGACUCCUGCGCUCCUACGUCCUGCGCCUGAAGCAGCCGCUCGAAGAAAUCGAAAUCCACCGCAGGCUCGACGACUGGUGGCCGGAGAUUGCCCUCGCCAUGACGCACGCGCGGUACGUCGCCGCGGACCCGAAGCGGCUGCAGCGCGCGUUUGUCAACGAGCUCAACGUGACGCUGUCGGGGCUGUGGCGGCGGAAGCCGCAGGAUCCGUAUGAUCAUUGGGCGAGGAACGCGUUUGGCUCGUAUGAGGUGCGGAUGAAGGCGGCGCCGAUAUGGCAGCCGUUUUUGUGCCUCGCGGUGAAGUUUGGCCUCACUGCGUACGUUGCCCAAGAACUCGAGGCGCGACUUGGACACCGAAGUCAGGAAGACCACGAUGACGAUGAAGACGAUACGGACUCCCGACUCGAGGAGCGCGCGGACGCCACGCCGCUGCUCAGCUACGCAACCGAGUUCCUCUGCUCCCGCAACAAGACCAUCUUCCCGCUCUCCGACCCCGCCCUCAUCGCCGUCCUACUGCAUCACGAGACCCGGAGCAACAAAAACCUCGUCAACCCGGGCGUGAACCAUCCUUACACGGACUUCAUGACGCGCGCGCCCACGACGCCCUGGCUCGCGCUGCUGCGGCACUUGCGCGACGCCCGGCGGAGAGACUGGAUCGAGCGAUACGACACGGAUCCAAACGGCGUGGAGCGCUGGGCGCGCAUCGUGAGGAUGUUCAUCGAGGUGGGCGGCGCGGAGCCCGCCGCGGUGGUGGUCAGGGAUAGCUGGGAUCCGGAGAUUUCGGCGUUGGGUGUGCUGGAGCUUCUGGAUGAGACGUAUGGCGCUGUUGAGGUCAAGGAGCUGCGGGAGCUACUGGCUGGGAGGCUUGGUGUGGUGGCAAAGAAGGAGCACAAGUAUGCGCUGCGGCCGAGGAACGCAUAG
Molecule: messenger RNA, 3060 nt
Organism: Purpureocillium lilacinum
Lineage: Eukaryota; Fungi; Ascomycota; Sordariomycetes; Hypocreales; Ophiocordycipitaceae
Source: RefSeq, a predicted model, not a curated record